Molecule: messenger RNA, 2245 nt
Organism: Corticium candelabrum
Lineage: Eukaryota; Metazoa; Porifera; Homoscleromorpha; Homosclerophorida; Plakinidae
Product: peroxidasin homolog
Exons: 11
Coding region: 8-2086 (692 amino acids)
Biological process (GO): dendrite self-avoidance; axon guidance; homophilic cell-cell adhesion
Cellular component (GO): plasma membrane; axon; cell surface
Molecular function (GO): cell-cell adhesion mediator activity
Source: RefSeq, a predicted model, not a curated record
GAAAAGAAUGAAGAAAACGGGAUGUUGGUUGCUUGGGCUGGUCGACUAUUUUGUUGUCUUAGAUGUUUUAGCAAUUGAUGGUUUUGAAAUCAGAGAAGAACCAGAAGAUACAGUUAUCACACAACUUGGUCACGUCCAUACUGCUACUCUCUACUGCAAGACAAACUCUCAAGAUAAUUUGACAAUCACUACUUGGUACAAAGAUGACGUCAACGUAGAAGAAGGAAGUUUACCUUUCUAUAACAUAACGAAAGAAAGUCUUGUAGUUCAAACUACGAGUUUCAAUGAUCCCAGAGAAAUUCUAGAAGGAUUGUAUUAUUGUGUGAUCAACAACGGGACGGCAAACAUCAGAAGCAAGAGCGCGUACAUUAGAGGAGCACGUUCUAUCUUAUUUAAUCCUCCAAAGAAUCCAUUCUCUUCCAUACAAGCAACAGUUGUAGUAGCUCAAAGUGGUUACCUACAACUACCAGUAUCGGACAACAGACCUUUCUGGUUAGUUGAUUGUGAAAGUUUCACUAUCAUUUGUACGUCUACAAGCUGUCCAUUUUGGCAUGACGUAUCUGUGACUGGUCAACUUGUCGUUUCCUCCGUCCUUCGCAUUAGAUACAGUGAAAUCAGAAACAACAUUGACAAAUGUAGAAAUGAAAGCACAAUACGUGUCAUCGGUACAAUUGGAACACCUCGAAUGGAAGGAGCGUUUACCUUUAAAGAUACUAUAUCAUUGGUUCCAAGGGCUUAUAUUAUUAAUAUUAAAAAUCAAAAUAUUUUUGUUAAAGUUGGCAGUAAUGCAACCCUUUACUGCAUAUCCACUCAUAUUAGCAGCUCGUACACGUGGACUACACAUGGUUCUGUGAUUGUUGUUGAUAUGAAAAUCUCAUUGCUCAUUGAUGGUGUGCUGCACAUACAAAACGUGACUGAACAAGACAGCGGACAAUAUGAAUGCACUGCUACCGCAACAUUUUCAUCAUUUGGCGUCCAAACCAGAAAAGUGUCAUGGAAUGUUACUGUAUACAGUUUACCGCGUGUUACUCUAUCUCUGUCUCAACUAAACGACACACGCACUGAACAAGUCUGCAACACAACCAACCUUGUUGUUCCCUGCAUCCUAAAUCAUCUCCCAACUACAGUAAAGUGUCAAGCAAAAGGAUCUUUUCCGAUGUUGAUUCAACUAUUUCGCAACGCCCAGUUGCUGUUAAAGCAAAAAGUGACGAAUGCCGAUCAUACUGUGCAGCACACAAUUUCAUCUCCUCGUUCAGGAAUCUAUCAAUGUAUCGCUAGAAAUGAGUAUGGCAGCAAACAAUCAUCACUCUACGCAACAGUAUCAGGUGUUGUUCCAACUGUUUCUGCUACAAGUCGCUCAUCAACAAUUUCAGCUACAUUUCCAUCGAUGUCACAAUUUACUGCAUCUGACUACGUGACUACUACAUCUCCACCUCACACAUUAGUGACAAAGUCAUCAAAUCAUUAUUCUAGUUCAUCAACGUCACAGCAUCUGCCCACAAAUUCUAUCGAUAUUUCGUCAAAAAGCAGGAUCUCUAUUAUCUCCACCAGAUCUACUCUUCCUUCAUCCCCUUCACAUCCAGACACAACAGAGUCGUCAACAAGCAAGCAAGCAAAGACAGAAACUUCAUUUACACCGACUGCAUCCUAUCUGUCUCGUCCGGUGUUUACUCCAACAGUAAGAGCGCAAACUGACUUCCCGCCAUCACUAACCUCAAAGACUUCUGCAACAUCAGAAGCUACUACGAGUAGGUCACCUACGGGAUCACAAAGUGACGCAGGUGGUGGACAAGAAAGUGCAAGAAAGUCUUCAGAUCUGACGGGUGUUGCAGUAUCAGGAUGGGUUGUAUCCGUCUUGUUAUUUGGAGUUAUACUUAUUAUGAUAUGGAUAAUUAGAAAACAUCGAGAAUCUAGUCAGAAAAAGAGCGAAGAGACAACAAUGAGAGAAAAUCCUGCUUACAAUUUUAUAUCAUCACACGCUAGAGGAGGAACGGCUCCAUCAUCGACUGAUGUUGUACAGUACGAAGAGGUAGGAAUGGAUGCAACUAAACGCCAACGUUCCUACGAGAACAUUGCUAAUCUCUGACGACGCAAAAACAGACAGAUGUAGAACAUCUAGCAGACAAAUGUAGCUCAUCAAUCCUAUCAGCACGCAUGCUAAUCAACAACUACACUACUAGAUAGUACUGUUUUUCAAGUUGUAUGUACACGUUUUUCUUCAUUAUUUACAAUAUACAUCCGUUUA